Molecule: messenger RNA, 888 nt
Organism: Coniophora puteana RWD-64-598 SS2
Lineage: Eukaryota; Fungi; Basidiomycota; Agaricomycetes; Boletales; Coniophoraceae
Product: NAD(P)-binding protein
Exons: 9
Coding region: 1-837 (278 amino acids)
Molecular function (GO): oxidoreductase activity
Source: RefSeq, a predicted model, not a curated record
AUGUCUUAUCCCAAAAGCACUCGCGAAUACCGCUCAAACGACGUCAAAGGCUGGAAGGUUGGAGACCGCGUCUCUCCGAACUUCUCGCUCGACCAUCUCGAUGGCGACACGAACCCGGACAUCUUUGUCACCAGUCUCGGAGCCCCUAUCGAUGGAGUACUAAGGGAGUACAUAAAGGUUCCUGCUCAUUCGCUGGUUCGCAUCCCCGAGCACCUUUCGUACGAGGAAGGAUCAACGCUCCCGUGUGCAGCUCUGACCGCUUAUAACGCCCUUCAUGGCCCGAAGCCCUUGAAAGGAGGAGACACGGUCCUUAUCCUCGGAACUGGCGGCGUCUCUAUCUUCGGCCUUCAGUUCGCAGUCGCUUCCGGAGCGGAGGUCAUUGUGACCUCUUCGUCAGAUGAGAAGCUCAAGGUUGCGAGGCAGCUCGGGGCGCACCAUACAAUCAACUAUAAGACCACUCCGGAUUGGGACAAGGAGGUUCUAAAAAUCACUGGUGGGAGAGGCGUCGAUCACACUAUCGAGGUUGGGGGCCCAGGGACCAUACAAAAGUCUGGAAACGCAACGAGGAUGGCUGGCUAUCUUCAUAUCAUUGGUUUUGUUGCAUCGGGUGACAACUCAAUCACCAUUCCCGCUGUUGUCCAUAAAGCACAUAUAUACCGCGGUAUCCUGAUAGGCUCAGUCGCACAAUUUGAGUCUAUGAACCGCUUGAUUAAGGCGCAGAAGAUCAAGCCCGUCGUCGACAAGGUCUUCCCCUUCGAGCAGACCAUCCAAGCCUAUUCGUACCUGGAGUCGCAGCAGCAUGUUGGCAAGGUCGUGAUUAGGGUUUCGAAGGAUUAAAUGUACCAUUGCGACCAAACUUCAGUUGCGCUCUCAAAAUCAUGUAUAAAC